Closterium sp. Yama58-4 is the source of this 3348-nucleotide messenger RNA. The record is from the annotation of a GenBank genome assembly. Lineage: Eukaryota; Viridiplantae; Streptophyta; Zygnematophyceae; Desmidiales; Closteriaceae.
AUGCCUGUGUCGCACUCUCGGCUGAUACUAGCCCCAACCAGGGGCGGUCCCCCCGCCCCUGGAACCGAAACCCACCCCGCUACAAAUCAUCAAAAUCUCCAGUCUCACGCUCAGCAUGCUUCACAACAGCACCAGCACCGAGGCACUGGAAUGCCGGGCGACAAAGACGAACUCUCGCGAAACUUCCCCGUCGACGACAUUGUGCAACAUCCGUUACCCGGUUACGUUUCCCCGUCCGCGAUCGCGUUCAGUCCCGACGAUCAGAUGAUCUCGUACCUCUUUAGCGAAGAGGGUACCCUCACGAGGAAACUAUUCGCGUACGAGUUAAAGACGGGUCAGCAGAAGCUAUUAGUGGCUCCGCCGGGCGGCGGAGUCGACGAGGAUAAUCUUUCCAUGGAGGAAAAAUUAAGGCGCGAGAGGCAGCGGGAGCGCGGCUUGGGAAUCACGCGCUAUGAUUGGUCCAAGAACGUGGCGGUUCCGCGGAUCAUGAUUCCGCUGCCAGAUGGCGUGUACGUGCAGGACGGCAUGGGCGCGGACCUGCGCCUGCGCAUCCCGGGGGGCGCGUCCCCCAUUCUGGACCCGCAGAUCUCCCCCGACGGCUCCGCCAUCGCGUUCGUGCGCGACGACGAGCUCUUCGUCGUCUCCACCACCGCGGGUGCUCCUAGACAGCUGACUUUUGGCGCAAAGGAAGCCAACAAGCUCGCUCAUCGCCUUCACACAGACAGACGCCUCUCCCGUGCAGCUCCCCCUUCACAUGCAGCCCCCUCUCCUGCCCGCGUCUCCCAGGCCUCCAGGCGGGGCCUGCGUGCCCCGUCCUGCCUGAAUCCCCUUCCGCCUGUCUCCCUGCUCAGACCCCCUCCCCGGUUCCGCCCCCACUCUGCCUUUUGUGACCCUUUCUCUCCUCCGCAGGAGGAGAUGGAGCGGCGCAGUGGCUUCUGGUGGUCGCACGACAGCUCGCUCAUUGCCUUCACACAGACAGACGCCUCUGCUGUGCCGCUCUUCCGCAUCCCCCACUGCACUCGCCCGCCUGUAGGGGCGGACUCUGAGGAGGAGCAUGCAUACCCCUUUGCAGGCCAGGCAAACGUGAGCGUGAGGCUCGGGGUCGUUCCCGUUGCUGGCGGCGAGGUUCGGUGGAUGGAUCUGCAUUGCGGCUUGGCAGGCAGCAGCUUCGGUAGAACAAAAGGCAGCAGCAGAAGUGACAGAAGCAAGAGCAGCAGCGCUGGUACCGGUGCUGGUGAUGGCAAUGGCUCUGGCAAUGGCAAUGGCAAUGGUGAUGGUGAAGGGAUGGGAGGAGACGCAAAACAGGAUGCAGGAAAGAGAGGAGUUUUGCAGCAAGGAGUGGCAGCAGCAGGUAGCGCACAGGAGGGUGAAGCAGGGUCUGUAGCUUCGUGCCUUCCGGGAAGGGACACUCGGGAACCAUCGCUUGCGGAUAAAGGAGCAAGUGGGAUCGACGACGAUGAGGAGUACCUAGCGCGCGUGUCGUGGCUCCCAGACGGGCGUCUCUCCGCUCAGGUGCAGAACCGCCGUCAAACCCGCCUCAAACUCCUCCGCUUCGACCCCUCCACAGGCAGCAGGGACCUCGUUCUCACAGAAUCCAACCCCCUCUGGGUGAACCUCCACGACUGCUUCACUCCCCUGGUGAAAUCCGGGGGGGAGCUGCGGGGAGGGUUUCUGUGGGCGAGUGAGCGCACGGGGUUCCGGCACUUGUAUCUGUAUGCGGGGUCGGGCCGGUGUGUGGGGGCGGUGACAGGGGGAGAGUGGAUGGUGGAGCAGGUAGCUGGGUUGGAUGAGGGUGCUGGGUUGGUGUAUUUCACUGGGACGAUGGAUAGUGCGCUGGAGAGUCAUUUGUAUGUGACGAGGCUGUUUGGGGGCGCGGAGGGGGGAGGAGGGGGUGUUGGGUUGGUGUCUGCGCUGGGUGCAGAGAAGCGUGAUGCGCUUUCUCGUUAUGAGCAGCAGCAGCAGCAACAUGCAGUGCCGAUGGGCCCGGGGCGGCACUUAGUCGUGCUGGACCACAGCCUGCAGCGCUUCGUUGACCUCGUUGACUCGCUUGACUCGCCGCCCGCCGUGCGCCUCUGCUGCCUCGCGUCGGGGCGGGUGCUCGCCGUGAUCUUCCAGCAGCACUCCCCUAAUCCCAGGGUGCAGCGGCUGCAGCUCAGGCCUCCGGAGCUCGUGCAGGUCACUGCUGCUGAUGGGACGACACUGCAUGGGGCCAUUUACCGCCCUGAUCCGGCCAUAUUCGGCCCGCCACCCUAUCGCACGGUGGUGAGUGUGUACGGGGGACCUCACGUGCAGACGGUGUGUGAGUCGUGGCUGUCAACAGUGGACAUGCGCGCCCAGUUCCUGCGCGCUCGAGGCAUGCUGGUGUGGAAGCUUGACAAUCGGGGCAGCAGUCGCCGGGGGCUCGCAUUUGAAGGAGCCAUAAAGUGCAACAUGGGCGGCGUAGAUGCUGACGACCAAGCGGCCGGUGUCCGUUGGCUUAUCCAGCAGGGCCUCGCCGACCCAAACCGGAUUGGGAUAUACGGGUGGAGCUACGGGGGGUACCUCUCAGCCAUGUGCUUGGCUCGGUACCCGAGCCUGUUCCGCUGCGCCAUUUCCGGAGCUCCGGUAACCGCGUGGGACGGUUACGACACGCACUACACAGAGCGUUACAUGGGUCUGCCUGCAGAGCAGCCGACAGCAUAUGACCGGAGCUCUGUAAUGCGGCACGUGGGUGGGAUUCGAGGGAAGCUGCUGCUGGUGCAUGGGAUGAUCGAUGAGAAUGUGCAUUUCAGGCACACGGUGCGCCUGGUGCAGGCACUUACUACCGCUGCCAAGCAGUAUGAGCUGCUGCUUUUUCCGGAGGAGAGGCACAUGCCAAGAGGCCUCCGUGAUCGGACGUAUAUGGAGGAGAGGAUUUAUGAGUUUUUGAAUCAAGAAUCGUCAGCGCUGGCACAAAGUGGCCGUUUCUUCGACUGCGCGCCCUCUCUUGCUGCUCUCCUCCGCGUCUCCGCAGCCGUGCUGCGGACUCCUCUCUCUCACCUCGCCUUUCACUCAUCCUCGUCUUCCCCCUCUUCCUCGCGUGUGUGCGCAGCUCGGCGUGUGCGUGACGGUGUUGAAACAGCAAUGCCGCGAGCAUGGCGUCGCCCGAUGGCCGUUCCGCAAGAUCCGCAAGCUAGAUCACAUGCUGUGCGCGCUCGAGGGCGCAGUCAACCGCCCGGGGGCGGCGAGCAGCAGCAAGCCCGCGCUAACGGCACAGCAGGCGCACACGGACCACCAGCGGAAGCGCAAGAUUGGAGCGGUGAAGGAGACGUUGUCGGGGCUCUUAACGGAUCCCAACUCCGCGGCGCACAUGCGCCUCGGCAAGAUUAA